Molecule: messenger RNA, 558 nt
Organism: Aspergillus calidoustus
Lineage: Eukaryota; Fungi; Ascomycota; Eurotiomycetes; Eurotiales; Aspergillaceae
Source: the annotation of a GenBank genome assembly
AUGACCGAACCUCCUCAAGGUCUCGCUCACGGCGACUACACUGUCGGCUGGGUAUGUGCUCUACCGGAAACUGAGCUGGUGGCCGCCAUGGCCAUGUUGGACGAAAAGCACCCAGUCCUUCCAGCGGCCGAUCCAAAUGACUCGAAUUCGUACGUCCUUGGAAGAAUCAGUGAUCACAAUGUCGUGAUUGCCUGCCUGCCAGCAGAAACAACGGGCAAGGUGUCUGCUGCCUCUGUUGCGAAAGACCUAAUCCGCAGCUUCCCAGCCGUUAGAUUCGGGCUCAUGGUCGGAAUUGGGGGUGGGGCCCCGUAUUAUGGUGCAAGAGGAAAUGAUGAUCGAGCGACAAAUGAUAAGGAAGAUUCCGAAGACACUGAAGAGUCCGACGAUGAUCUGGAAGUUAUCCGAGACAUUCGACUCGGUGAUGUCGUGAUAAGCCUUCACUCCAAGUCUUCAGAUGCUGUCGCACAGCAUAGGUUGGAAGGGCACAACAAUAUCUCCAAAACUCAGAAUUUGUUCAUCCGUUGGGGAAGAGGACGUGUAAGACCUGUCGCAGCCUGA